GUGGGCUCCACACUACUGAGAUGUCAGUCUCCACGAAACCCUUCACGUCCUUCCUCAUCCAAGAUAUUCUAGCCCACAAGGAGGUACCGGGGGGUGCCAAGCAGAGGCCGGCCUCUUCAGAAGGCGACGUGCCGGACGGCGUCCACUCAGCCGGCGAGACGGCCAGACGCGGCCGGGAUCCGAAGUCCGUGCUGGGGACUGGAGGCGGGGAAGCGGCGGGUCUGGAAGUCGGAGCUUUCCCCGGAGGUCGGUCGUCCACAUGCCCCGCCUCACUAAGUUUGUGUUUGCUUUCGUUGCUGUCUCUAGACACCGCCGCACGCAGGAAGGCGGACGGUCCCAUCGCUCGGGCGAGAAGCCCGAAGAAGAGGCGUUCGCGAGCGGCCUUCUCGCACUCCCAGGUGCUGGAACUGGAGCGCAGGUUCGACGGCCAGAGGUACCUGUCGGCGCCGGAGAGGGCGGAGCUGGCCGGGGCGCUGAAGCUCACCGAGACCCAGGUGAAAAUAUGGUUCCAGAACCGCAGGUACAAGACCAAGAGGAAGAUGAUGUCGGCCUGCCAGAGUUACGCCGCGCCCAAGGGCCAAGCGGGCGCAGCAGAGAGCGCAGGGGCAUCGCUGGUACACGCCUACCAAAGCUACCGCCACCAUCCCUACUUGUACUGUCUGGGUGCUUUCACCCCCUCUCUCUGGUGAGCUGAGCUCGGCUCGGCUCGGCUCGGCUCAGCAGCGACAACGCACUUUAUUUAUUCAGUCCCUGGUCCUGGUCCCGCUGCGAUUUCCCCAUCCCGAAGCUGACCGAUCUCAAUCUACCUUUCCCCAACGCAAGAGUCAAGAGUGUUUUCUUGUCAUAUGUCCCAGACAGAACAAUACAAUUCUUACCUGCA
This is a messenger RNA of Amblyraja radiata (thorny skate), 880 nucleotides long. RefSeq names its product homeobox protein koza-like. The transcript is spliced from 2 exons. NCBI's taxonomy places the organism in Eukaryota, Metazoa, Chordata, Chondrichthyes, Rajiformes, Rajidae. Bases 21 to 689 code for a protein of 222 amino acids. Gene Ontology annotation, molecular function: DNA-binding transcription factor activity, RNA polymerase II-specific; RNA polymerase II cis-regulatory region sequence-specific DNA binding. The record is from RefSeq and is a predicted model, not a curated record. Gene Ontology annotation, biological process: regulation of transcription by RNA polymerase II; cell differentiation. Gene Ontology annotation, cellular component: nucleus.